CUUUUAGGCCCGCAGUUAACAUUCUUUCGUUGAGCCGUAUCUCUUGAUCUAUCCUUGAAUUCAAAACCAUCGUCAAUCGAGCGCCGCAGUGUGUGUCGUUACGAUGCCGUUCCCUAUCCAAAACCCUCGCCUCCUCCUCACCCCUCGUCACCUCCCAUUCCCCCCAAACCCUAUCUCCCUCCCUCCUAAACCCUUCCUCCGCCCCCUCUCCUCCGCCCCUUCCCCCUCCCCUCAAACCCUAGACGCCAUCCCCUCUUCCUCUCCCCCUCCCCCUCCCUCUUCCUCCUCCUCGAUCCUCUCCAUCCGCGAGUCCCUCCUCUCACGCCGUACGAAGGCGGCGGAGCUCGCCGCCGAGUACCUCGACCGGCUCCGCCGCGCCGAGCCGCGCGUGCGGAGCUUUCUCCACGUGUCCGAUGCCGCGAUGCGCGAGGCGGAGGAUGUGGAUCGGAGGGUGGAGCGCGGCGAGGAGGUGGGCCCGUUGGCGGGGGUCCUCGUCGGCGUCAAGGAUAACAUAUGCACCGCCGAUAUGCCCUCGACCGGCGGGUCGAGGAUCCUCGAAGGGUAUCGCCCGGCGUUCGAUGCUACGGCGGUGAGGAGGCUGCGAGAGGCUGGAGCAAUCGUAAUUGGGAAGACCAAUUUGGAUGAGUUCGGGAUGGGGAGCACCACGGAGCGCUCGGGGUUCCAGGUGACUACAAACCCUUGGGAUUCAUCACGUGUCCCUGGUGGAUCAUCAGGAGGCUCUGCUGCUGCUGUUUCUUCUAGGCAAUGUGUAGCAUCUUUGGGAAGCGAUACCGGUGGUAGUGUGAGGCAGCCGGCAUCUUUCUGUGGUGUUGUAGGAUUGAAACCAACGUAUGGCCGUGUAUCCCGUUUUGGACUGAUGGCAUAUGCUUCAUCUUUGGAUGUCAUUGGAUGCUUCGGUUCAUCAGUGGUUGAUGCUGCUAUUAUUUUAUCUGCAAUUGCUGGACACGACAGAUUGGAUGCCACUAGCAGUAAGCAUGAAGUUCCUGACUAUGCAUCCCUGUUAGUCUCUCUUGAUUUUCUGGAUUCUAAACCACUGAAGGGGCUUAAAAUUGGGGUAAUUCAGGAAACUCUUGGGGAUGGUGUGGAUGGAGGAGUCAUAUCCUCAGUUAGGUCUGCUGCUUCUCAUCUGGAACAACUAGGAGCCCUAGUGACAGAGGUGUCGCUGCCUUCUUUCUCUCUCGGCUUACCGGCAUACUAUAUCUUAGCUUCAUCUGAAGCUUCUUCUAAUUUAUCACGCUAUGACGGUGUAAGGUAUGGGAAGCAAGCUGCAGCUGAGGAGUUGAGUUUUCUUUAUGGAGAUUCCAGAGCUAAUGGCUUGGGUCAUGAGGUCAAAAUGAGAAUUUUGAUGGGAACAUAUGCUUUGUCGGCUGGCUAUUACGACGCAUAUUAUAAGCGAGCCCAGCAGGUGAGGACAUUGGUCAAGAAAAACUUUAAUGAAGCACUAAAUGAACAUGAUAUUCUCAUUACACCUGGAGCACCCUCUGCUGCUUAUAAGAUAGGUGAAAAAACUGAGGAUCCGUUAGCUAUGUAUGCUGGGGACAUCAUGACUGUGAAUGUUAACUUGGCCGGGCUCCCUGCACUGGUAGUGCCAUGCGGAUUUGUCGAAGGUGGGGCCGCGGGGCUCCCAGUCGGCCUUCAGUUGAUCGGUUCUCCCUUUAGUGAGGAGAAGCUGCUGAGAGUAGGCCAUAUAUUUGAACAGACGCUCCAGGAUUUUAGGUUUGUUCCGCCAUUUUUGACGGAGAGCUAAAGUGGGAUUGAGCAUGAUGUAGAAAUUUACUUUGGCGAUUGCUAGAACUUUAGCAGUUUUGAUUACUGUGUGGAGUUUUCUCUCAUAUUCUCCAUUGUAAUUGGACAUGCUUGUUGUGAUUUUUCAUAAAAUGCUUCAUGAAAUGCAUGUAUUCUUGUGAUUGUUUC
Molecule: messenger RNA, 1935 nt
Organism: Ananas comosus (pineapple)
Lineage: Eukaryota; Viridiplantae; Streptophyta; Magnoliopsida; Poales; Bromeliaceae
Product: glutamyl-tRNA(Gln) amidotransferase subunit A, chloroplastic/mitochondrial
Exons: 10
Coding region: 104-1768 (554 amino acids)
Biological process (GO): translation
Cellular component (GO): glutamyl-tRNA(Gln) amidotransferase complex
Molecular function (GO): glutaminyl-tRNA synthase (glutamine-hydrolyzing) activity
Source: RefSeq, a predicted model, not a curated record